This is a messenger RNA of Corvus hawaiiensis (hawaiian crow), 5043 nucleotides long. It is a transcript of the gene CMKLR1, whose product is annotated as chemerin chemokine-like receptor 1. The transcript is spliced from 3 exons. Lineage: Eukaryota; Metazoa; Chordata; Aves; Passeriformes; Corvidae. Gene Ontology annotation, biological process: phospholipase C-activating G protein-coupled receptor signaling pathway; complement receptor mediated signaling pathway; regulation of calcium-mediated signaling. Gene Ontology annotation, cellular component: plasma membrane. The record is from RefSeq and is a predicted model, not a curated record. Bases 1750 to 2835 code for a protein of 361 amino acids. Gene Ontology annotation, molecular function: G protein-coupled receptor activity; complement receptor activity.
GGGGGCUACUGGGAGCAUUGGGGAGUGUCACUGGGAGCGCUGGCGGUGUUACUGCGGGAGCAGAUGGGACAGGACCUGCUGGCAGAGCGACGGGACAGAUCCAGCCCGUGCCACUCUCCAGCCGUGUUUCUCAUGGAUUUUAUAAUUCUGGGCUGCAUUUCCCGCUGUCCUGGGGCACUGCUCCUCUGCAUCCUGCUGGGGACCUGCCACAGGUGCCACAAGCGUGGAUAUCCUGGAACUCCAGGAGUCCUGCGAGCCUGUGGGAAGAGUGGGACGUCAGGGAGCCGGUCACGAGCCACCCAGCCUGGCUCCACAGGAGGAUUGGCACAUCCCUGCCUGCUUCACACAUCGGGGCUUUUUGGGGCUUCUCCUUUCCCUGGAGCGCCCCACAUCAGCACUUUUCCAGCCCCGGUUCAGCUCAGGGAUGUUGCAACACAGAAUUGUGCAAAGCUGGCAGUGGCUCUGAUUCCUCUUUUUCGGCUCUCACGGGAGCUCGUCCACGUGGGACGGGGUCAAUGUCCCCACCUGAUGUCCCCAUGUGUCCCCAGUGAGCUCCCUGCUAGCAUCACCCCCUGUCCCCUGAUCACAGCUGGGUGGUGGUUUUCCAGCUCUGAGGAAACGGAGAUUUGUCCCUUGAAGGCGAGAGCUGGAAAACUCAUGGAUCUUGGUGACGGAGAGCAGAUGGGGGCUCUGCUGGCAGGUGAAGCUCUGUCACAGCAUGGUGAAGCUUUUGCCCCAGGUAUUGUCCAUCUCCCUCUGGAUGGGCUGUCCCGGCUCAGGGCAGGGAUUUUUGUGUCCAUCCAGGCUCAGGGCAGGGAUUUGUGUCCAUCCAGGCUCAGCUCAUGCCGGAUCACUGGCUGCAUCGUGGAUGCCACCAGCAAUUUCCAGGUCCUGGCAGGUACAGGGUGGAGGUCAGGAUGGCCUUUGGCUGGUGAUCUCCUCUUUGGAGUCCCAGUGCAAACCAGGACAGGCCGAUUUCUUCACUGGGAACGCGCUGCUGGAUGAAAGCUGGGAAUGGGCAGGACCUGGCACCUUCCUGCACCCCAGGAAUGGCUUUGGGUUUCCCCUCUCCUGCGUGUGCAAGGCCAGGAGCAUCCCAGGAGCGAGGCAUGGAUUUGGGGGGUCCUGGAGAACAGGGAUGAGGGGUAGCCAGGGUGGAAGAGCCCGAGAGGACCCUUUGGCUGUGCUCACAGCGAGGGAUCCCCAAAUGCUUCCCAAGGGCUCCCAGGAGAUUCCCAAGCCACUGUGGGCAGCACAGGAGCUGUGGUGGAUGGGGCAUGUCACUCCUGCCACAUCGCCUUCUGUGUCCAGCUGAACUCUCCGCAAGUUCCACAUUCUCCCCCUUCCCCCUGAGCUCUGCUGACUCCAGCAGCUGGUUUCUUCCACGGGCUGCGUUUAUUUUCCUCAUCCUCCCAUCCCAUGCGCGUCUGCUCGGGAUGAGAAAAGCCGGCAGUAUCCGUGUCAGCUCCAGCUGGAUGCCAAAGCCACAAGCCCAGGGCCAUUCCCAUGCCAGCCCUAACGGGGCUGUAGAACAAGCAGAGAUGUCUGAUCCAGCCUCUAAAUGCUGAAAAUUCCGUGGGGAUUUAUCCAGCUCAGCUCGUGCCUUAGGCCGGUGUGGAGGGAGCUGCUGUUGUGCCCUGGGACACUGAACUGUCACCUGUCCCCCAUCUCAACGGAGAGGAGAGAGGGAAGAAUCACCGGCUGCAGAUCCCAGCCGCCGGGAUCAUAGGGAUCGGGUUCAUACGGAUAAUGGCGCUUCCCAACCUGUCCGAUUACUUGGAUGGCCUCAACAACUACAGCGACUACCCGGACUACACCUACGAGGACAGCAGCGGCGUGUGGGCUGACCCGUCCCACAACCCCAAGGACAUCACCCGGAUCCUGUCCGUCAUCAUCUACAGCGUGUCCUGCGUGCUGGGCAUCCUGGGCAACGGCCUCGUCAUCGCUAUCAUCACCCUCAAGAUGAAGAAGUCGGUCAACGCCAUCUGGUUCCUCAACCUGGCUGUGGCCGACUUCCUCUUCAACAUCUUCCUGCCCAUCAACAUCGCCUACACGGCCAUGAGCUACCACUGGAUCUUCGGCACGGUCAUGUGCAAGCUGAACUCCUUCCUCCUCAUCCUCAACAUGUACACCAGUGUCCUGCUGCUCACCACCAUCAGCUUCGACCGCUACGUGUCCGUGGUGUUCCCGGUGUGGUCUCAGAACCACCGCUCCACCAACCUGGCCUACGGGGUUUGUGUGAUCAUCUGGACCGUGGGCAUCGUCAUGAGCUGCCCCUCGCUCGUCUUCCGGGACACGGCGCAGACCCGCAAUUCCGUGAUUUGUUUCAGCAACUUUUCCCUCUCCAGGAAUAAAUCCUAUGAAGGGCUGGCUCUGAUGAGGCACCGCACGGUGAACAUCACCAGGUUCCUGGCUGGGUACAUCCUACCCAUCACCAUCAUCACCUUCUGCUACGCCGCCAUCGUCUUCAACCUGCGCCGGAACCGCCUGGCCAAGUCCAAGAAGCCUUUCAAGAUCAUCAUCACCAUCAUCGUCACCUUCUUCCUCUGCUGGAGCCCCUACCACCUGUUGAACCUGCUGGAGACGGUGCCCGACACGGUGCCCUGGUCCGUGUUUGAGAUCUUCAUCCCACUCACCACGGCACUGGCGGCCUCCAACAGCUGCAUGAACCCCGUCCUCUACGUCUUCAUGGGCCAGGACUUCAAGAAGUUCAAGGUGACCCUCCUUUCCAGGCUGGUGAACGCCCUCAGCGAGGAGACAGGACACUCCAGCAUCGUGCACAGGAGCUUCUCCAAGAUCUCCUCCAUGACUGAGAAGGAGACAACAGUUGUCUAAACUCAGCCUGCAGGAGGGAUGGAGUGUCCUGGUGUUGGCCAUGGCCACCACUGUGACAGUGACCACCACUGUGGCGGCCCUGGUGUGGGUCAAGCAUUGUCCACCACUGUCCUAGAGCCCAUUUUUGACUGGUGUUGCUGCCUGGGGGCUGGCAGGGGACGGAGACCCCCAAGGUAUGGACAAGACACAACCACCCUUGAUCUUGUGUGGGAUUGCAAAAAUCCUUGCACUGAGCUAAGACAACAUUUUGGGGCGUUCCUGUCCAAUCUUUGCAUCGCCUGACUCAGGAAGGGUUUUCCUGGUGUUUCCAGAGGCACCAUGGUGGGGUGGAGGAUGUCUGGGAAGGUGUCUCCCCAUGCCAUGGGUGUUCCCUGCCAUGGCCAAAUUGGUGGCACUCCUCUGUCCCGUGUCUGUGUGUGGCUCCUCAUGGUCAAGUCCUGAGGUAUUUUGGUACCAGAGCAAGGUGUUUGUGACUUUUUUGGGAAGUGUCCUUACGAGCAGUUGGAAUAUCCCGCCUCAAAGAACUGGGAAGUCUCAAAUGCCUUCCAAGUGAUCCAGACCCAGGGCCAGCUGCCAGCGUGGGGAUUGAGCUCACACACAAGGUCACCAGCAUGGAAAACUGGGAGAAAAAAAGAGGGAAAGGUCAAUUUGAAAUGUGUUUUUAACCUCCCUUUGGUGGGCACAUUCCACACGGUGCAUCCUGCAGAGCAGUUGGAUGUUUGGGACCAGGAACAGGUCCAUGAGCUGGGAAUGAGCUCCUGGGAGGACCUGCUGUCCCCUCCGGCAUCCAGCGGGGACUGGCUCCAUUGCCAGCUGCUCCCUGGUGGGACCAGUCGGUUCUAAGGGAUGAUUUUCUCUCUCCCAUCUUGGGAGACUCUGGGAAUCUCCACACACCAAUCCCUGCAGUGAAGGAGGGACUGAGCCACCACCUCGAUCCUAUUUCACGCCCGGUUAAUUUGGGAAUUCCUUCUCCAUUGGGGCUCCAUCACCACGACUCCAGUGUCACCCUCAUUGAUGUGUCACUCCCAGGACAGCGAGGAAUCCCUGGAGCUGGAUUUGGGCAGCUCCCAGUGGCCCUGGGGACAUUUCAGGGCAGCUCUGUGCAGGGUUUGACACAUUCGCGGUUGAGAGUCUGCUCCCAGGUGCCCACAAAGGCUGAAAUAUUCAUUUACAGAUUUUCUUGGAAAUCAGGAUAUGGAAAAAAAAUGUGGAGCGGCAGCUCGAGGAAAAGCAGGGAGCUAUUUCCAGGCAGCAGAUCGUGCCAGCCACAGGUACCAAGUAAAGCCCCGGUAACUGAGCCGCGGGAACAUCGCGGAUCAGAGCGGAUGCUGCUGCAGGAGCUGGAUUUCAGGAUUUCAGACGGAUUAUCUGACGUCCUGUCUGCCCCAGCGCUGCCUCGCUGCUCCACCUUGAUCUGCAUCAUCCAUAGUGUGAUGGGACACUCGGCACCUGGAUUGUCUCCAUGUCUCCUGGGGUCGGGAUCCAGCCGCUUCCCUAGGGAGCGCUGCCGCAUCCCUGCACCACGCCACGUCCCACGGGCAAGCCCAGGGCUACUCCCAGCCCCGAUGCACUGAGAUUUUUUCCCAAAAUCCAUGCAGGAUCCAUACCCGUGGAAGAUGCUGUGCCUGAGGAGGCUGCAGGGCCUCUCUGGUGGUGGGAGGAGGCUCCUCUUUCUCAUCUCCCCCGGUACUGCUGGAAGGUUGCUGGGAUCCUAUUAGGAGUGGGAUGGGACAGAUGGGAAGGACGAGACAGAUGGACAGACAGGGCGGUGAGAGGGACACACAGAAUGUGCAGAGGAUCUGCUUAGGGAACAGUGGGAAUGGGAUGUACCCGAAGCCAGCAGCCACCAGGGCUUUUCAGGCUCAGGGUUUGGAGCAGCAGGAGCAGCCUGGGCUCCCCUGUGCCUGCCCUGGAUGUGAGAACAGUGGGAUGAAGUCUCAAGGACUGGAUGCCAUCCCAUUGCCCCAUUGCUCCCAGUCCGUGCUGGAUAUGGGAUGCUCCUCGCUAAUUCCGGUGGCUGUUUUUUCCCAAGCCCAUCUGUUAUUACUCCGAUUGGCUUUCCAAAAAUAAAAAGCAAUGCCUUGGUACUUACCCUGGGGUUAAAUCAUCUCUGUAAUGGCAGCUUGGGAAUCCCAAGUCUCCCAAAUAUUUGAGUCCCUCUUUGUAGCUGUUUGCUUAUUUAAUAUAAACCUCUGUUUUCCAGACAAA